AUGAAGACACAGUCACAAGAGGCCCUUUCUCGGGACGAAAACAAAAUGAGGAAAACAAAAGUCUUUGGAGGCUCUUCUCACCCGGAGCUCACUUCGUUGAUCACCGGUCGCCUCGGUGUCGAGCCCGGUGCAGUCAAGCUGUCCCAGUUCAAGAACAAGGAGACAUCUGUCGAAAUCGGUGUCUCUGUCCGUAACGAGGAUGUCUUCAUUAUCCAGUCUGGAUCUCCCAAGAUCAACGACUCCCUCAUGGAGCUCUUGAUCAUGAUCAACGCCUGCAAGGGUUCCUCUGCCCAGCGCAUCACAGCCGUCAUCCCUUACUUCCCUUACUCCAAGCAAUCCAAGAAGAAGAAGCACCGUGGCGCCAUCGCAGCCAAGUUGGUGGCCAACAUCCUCUCGAUCUCGGGAGUGGACCAUAUCAUCACUAUGGACUUGCACGCCUCGCAAAUGCAGGGAUUCUUUAACCUCCCUGUCGACAACUUGUAUGCCGAGCCCUCCAUCGGCAAGUGGAUCCAGGAGCACGUUGACGAUUGGGAGAACGGUGUCGUUGUUAGUAAGAACGCUGGAGGAGCCAAGAGGGUAACCUCGUUGGCAGAUCGCCUCAACAUCGACUUUGCGUUGAUUCACAUGGACAGGACCAGGAAGGGCCAUGCUCAGGACCCUGACGACUCGCUCUCAAAACCCGAGAAUAUUUACAACCGUCUGGAGGAGGAGGACGAUGAUGAUGAUAGCAUGGUCGAUGCUGAGACUGGUCAUGAGGUUCAACGCGCCGAGGCCGCCGACGAGACCUCAUUGAUGACUCUUGUCGGUGAUGUCCAGGACAAAGUCUGCUUUAUCGUCGAUGAUAUGAUUGACGGAUGCCACUCGUUCUUGGAGGCAGCGGACAACUUGGUCAGCCACGGAGCCAAGCAGGUGUACAUUAUCGCAACCCACGGAAUCCUCAGCGGAAACUCGUUGCGCCAGAUUGAGGAGUGCUCGAACGUCCACAAGAUUGUCGUCACCAACACCUACCCCAUCCCUAUUGAGAAGCGUGCCCUCUGCUCCAAGUUGGUUGUCCUUGAUAUCUCUGCCACCCUUGCCGAGGCUAUCCGCAGAACGCACAACGGCGAGAGUAUCAGUUAUCUCUUCUCCCAGGUUCCCAAGAACUAA
Molecule: messenger RNA, 1146 nt
Organism: Linnemannia hyalina
Lineage: Eukaryota; Fungi; Mortierellomycota; Mortierellomycetes; Mortierellales; Mortierellaceae
Source: the annotation of a GenBank genome assembly